UGAAUGAGUUACCAAUACCACAAACUUCCAUUAUGGAAAAAGAAAAUUUAAAGACAACAAAAGAAAAAACAAACUCACAGUUAAGUUAUAAUGAUCUUUCAAAUGAUUCACAAAAUGGUGAUAUUGAAAAUGAUUCAAAUUUUAAACACUCGAUAUCCCAAAAUAAUAAUCAGUCAUUAAAUGAAAAAUUCACGGAGAAAUGGGAAGAUUUCACAAACUCAAUGAAUAAACUUGGUGAAUUACUACAACAAGAUGUAUCUGAAACUACAAUAAAAUAUUUAUCAGUUCUUACUAAAAAAAUUAAAAACAUUGAUACAACGUCUCAAGCUGAAGAUUUUGUGAUAAAUAAUUCUUCAAGUUCUAAACGAGGGAGAAAUAUUCGAGUACAACCAACAUCUGUGGCUAGAAGAAGAGGAACAUAUAAAGGUAAUCAUCGGCUUGGUGCAGGUAGACCACCAACAGAAAAGAGUACUGCAGGAAGAAAUUCUCUUUUAAAUAAAAAUAAAAUAAAAGUAGUCAAACGUAAACAUAAUUUAGUACAAAGUAUGAAUAAUAAUCAAGCAAAUGCUAAAUCUCAUUAGACAAACAAAUUUUAUAAAUAUUCAAAGUAUAUUUCAGUUUCAUGUUUAGCCACUUAUAGUUUUU
Messenger RNA from Acyrthosiphon pisum (pea aphid), 645 nucleotides. RefSeq lists its product as uncharacterized. Lineage: Eukaryota; Metazoa; Arthropoda; Insecta; Hemiptera; Aphididae. Bases 33 to 581 code for a protein of 182 amino acids. The transcript is spliced from 2 exons. The record is from RefSeq and is a predicted model, not a curated record.